AUGCUUUUAAAUCCAUCAAAUAUUAUCGACAGAAACAAUACCUCCACGAAUCAAACACAAGCAGUUUCAUGCUCAGCUGCUGCUGCCGCCGCCAGUACACCUAGGUCAUUCCCAUACUCUCAGCCUGCCGAAUUAAAGUUAUCGAUGGACCACGGUCAUGAAAUAAAUGGCACAACUAUUGACAACGUUGACAAAUCCUCUAGUUUCUACAAACUCAUUUUGGACUUGAAGGAACUCUUAGCUGGAAAAGGUUUAUCUUCAGAGGAUAUUGAUGUUGAAAAAGUUAAGCAGCUAAUGGAGAACUACGAAUCAAAUGACAUUGAUUGGUCACACUUGGCACUUCACGAUCAAUCAAGAAACUACUCACGGAAUGGUAUCAUAAAUUUGAACGGUAAUGCAAACUUGUUGAUUCUUUUAUGGUCUCCCGGUAAAUCGAGUGCCAUUCAUGACCACGCUAACGCCCAUUGUUGUAUGAAGAUUUUGAAAGGAGAACUUAGAGAAUCCUUAUAUGACAUCCCAGAACGUACCGGAGAACAAUUAAAGUGCAAGAAGGAAACCCCAUUGUACCGUGACGAAGUUGGUUACAUUUCCGAUACUAUCGGACUUCACAAAAUUACCAAUCCAUUGAAGGAUGAAGUUAGUGUUUCGCUUCAUCUUUAUACUCCACCAUAUGCUGCAUUGUAUGGUUGCAGCAUGUAUGAUGCUUCGACUGGUAGAAAACAUCACGUUGAUAUGUCAAAGUACUAUAGUUGGCAAGGAGAACUAGUCAACGAAGCACAUUCGCUGACUUGCUAA
This is a messenger RNA of Lodderomyces parapsilosis, 795 nucleotides long. RefSeq names its product Cdg1p (gene CDG1). The transcript has a single exon. Gene Ontology annotation, biological process: L-cysteine catabolic process. The coding region runs from base 1 to 795 and encodes 264 amino acids. Lineage: Eukaryota; Fungi; Ascomycota; Pichiomycetes; Serinales; Debaryomycetaceae. Gene Ontology annotation, molecular function: ferrous iron binding; cysteine dioxygenase activity. The record is from RefSeq and is a predicted model, not a curated record.